This is a messenger RNA of Theileria equi strain WA, 1650 nucleotides long. RefSeq names its product tRNA modification GTPase, putative. The transcript is spliced from 7 exons. Gene Ontology annotation, biological process: tRNA wobble uridine modification; tRNA methylation. Bases 1 to 1650 code for a protein of 549 amino acids. The record is from RefSeq and is a predicted model, not a curated record. Lineage: Eukaryota; Apicomplexa; Aconoidasida; Piroplasmida; Theileriidae. Gene Ontology annotation, cellular component: cytoplasm. Gene Ontology annotation, molecular function: protein binding; GTP binding; GTPase activity.
AUGUCUACACAUUGCGUAGAAAGGUGGUGGAUAAUAGCACUUGCAUUCUUCCUUGCUAGGGUCACAUGUUUUAGUCUAAAUUCUUCACAAAAAUCUCCGUUUCUCACACAAUUAAGGAGAACACACGGAAGACAUCCCGUUAAUGCAUUGCAACAAGAUCAUACAAUUUAUGGACUUGGUACUUGCAUCCCAAAGGGAGGAUGUGGAAUAGCGGUUGUAAGAAUAUCCGGUCCGGAUAGCUUGAGAGUUUUGAAACUUUUAACAACAAAAGACGAUAUAUCGUUGCAUCUCAAUAAAUGGACUCCAAGAGAAGCAAAACUUUGUACAUUAUAUUCUGUUGUGGACAAGAGUACAAUUGAUAACGCUAUAACAAUAUACUUUCCAUCACCAAACUCGUAUACAGGGGACGAUGUUGUGGAAAUACACACGCAUGGAAGUAAAGGUGUAAUAUCAGAGUUAUUUUCAAAUUUAAUUCACAUAUCAAAGUCUCACAAUUUGAAAAUAAGACAAGCAGAAAAGGGUGAAUUUACUAGAAGAGCCUUUUAUUCCGGAAAGCUUGAUUUGACACAGGUCGAAGGAUUAAGAGACUUAAUUGCUUCUGAUUCCCAUUAUAAAAAGAGGGAUGCGUUCCUUAAGUAUUCCGGCUCGCUUGGAACAAUUUACAAGGAAUGGACAAACACACUUAUUGGAAUACUUGCUAGAUUGGAGGCAAGAAUAGAUUUUGACGAGGAUAGUGCAAAUGACCUUAAUCUACCUGAAUAUGAAUCCGAAUUAAUAAAAAAAGAACUGACCAUAUUACUUGGAAACAUAAACAAACGUUUGAAUGAUAAAAGAGGGGAAAUUAUAGAUAGAGGAAUUAAAUUAAUUUUAUUGGGAUCGCCUAAUGCAGGAAAAAGUAGUUUUAUGAAUACAUUAUGUUCUAGAGAUGUAAGUAUAGUUUCAGAUGUCCCAGGAACAACUAGAGACAUUAUCGAAACAAAUUAUAACUGUAACGAAUUCCAGUUUAAAGUUUUGGAUACAGCAGGCAUUCGUAUAAUAUCGCAGAGCCUACCUAAUGAUCAUGAUUUAAUAGAGAAAAUUGGAAUUAAAAAGACAUUGGAUAAGCUAAAUGAAAGCAAUGUUAUAAUAUUUUUCUUUGAUCCUUCAAGAGCUGAUGAAUCGAAGCAUGCUCUGAAAAUAUUUAGAGAACACUUGGAUUUCACACCAAUUAUAAUAGUUUGUAUCAGUAAGGAGGAUUUGAUAAGCAGAGAGCAGCUUGAGUUGUGCAUAAAUGAUAUUAGAAUGGAAUUAAAAACUUUAUCGUUCAAGUCAAAUGUUUGCCUAUUACCUGUUUGCAAUCUAGAAAGGGAAAGUGUAGAAAAGGUGUUGGAUGAAGUCUAUUCUACAAUUCACAACAGUCUUAAAGAUAAUAAUUCGGUUGAUCUUGAUAUGGAUCCAGUUAUAAAUAAUGAAAGGCAUAAAUCACAUCUGAACAGCAUAGUUUAUUCAAUAAAUUCUACGCUAUCAAUGCUCAAUAAAGGGGAAGUAAACCUAGAAAUAAUCUCAGAAUAUUUGAGGGAAUGUAUAAAUCAGCUAGAGUUUAUAGUUGGCAAAAGAACAAAUGAGGAUGUACUAGAUUCAAUCUUCAAGACAUUUUGUAUAGGAAAGUAG